UUUUUCUUAAUCUGACAUGUUCAGAAGGCCGCUCUUUGUCGUGCUGCACAUGUGGGCUCUGCACUGGAGAGAGAAAGAGACAUCAGAAGGGAAUUUUACAAUCUUUUUAAGCAGGGGCCUCGCUGCGGAAAAUGUCACUUUAUACAGCAGUAGACCUUGAAAAUAAAAUCUGGAUCAUUCAAAGACUCCCAGUCAGGGGAAAAGUGCCUGCCAGGUCCUCUGCCGGACAAGGGCCUUGAAGUUUGGAGUGGGGAGCCCCCACCAGAGCGUCCGGCCCCUCUGCGAGAUGAGGGAGAAGCCGCCAAAGCCGAGGUGCAGCGGCAAAGCGAGGAGCUGCUGGGUGCCGGGAGCUGUGGGGGCAGCAGGGAGGACGGGGUGUUUCAGAAGCCGGAGCCGGGGUUUGCAGAGCUGGAGAAGAGACUCAGCGAUUUCGCUCUGCAAAGCGCCCACCUGCAGGAGGUGCUGCUGGGAUUCAAAGACGCUGCAACUGGAGCUGGGGAGCAACACAGGCUGCAGAAUAACAUCCGCGGGUCCCUCCAGACUCUCCCAGCCUGCCCAGGGAAGGGAAAUGGAUGCGGCAGAGCUGGCUGAGGGGCUGGUGGCCUUCGAGGAGGUGGCUGUGUAUUUCACCAGGGAAGAGUGGGCUCUGCUGGACCCCGCUCAGAGAGCCCUCUACAGAGCCGUCAUGCAGGAGAACUAUGAGAAUGUGACCUCGCUGGAGUUUCCAGUUUUCACACCUGAAGUGAUCUCCUAUCUGGAACAAGACAAAGAGCCGUGGGUCCCAGAUCUCCAUGAUUCAGAGGAAAGAGAGAUCCUGAGAGGUACCUGCACAAGGGAGGAAUCAUUCAAUCAAUUAAAAACCUGGCUGUGUCUGAAGGACACAGCUGGGGUUCCCGACAGAGACCUUGUGAGUUCUCCGAGUUCAGGAUUGUCCCCAGCAGGUGAUGGGAUGCUGAGGGAGAAGAAGGAGCACCAACCUCCGCAGGAAGAUGCUGAGCAAGACGAACCACACGGGGCAUUAUUGCAAAUAUCUGAGGAGGAUGUGUCCAGGAGUCAUGAGCAGAGAGAAGGUUGUCAGAGUCAACACAGGCCAGAGAGGAAGCAGGGAAACAAGCCAAGGGAGAAAUUGAAUAAAUCCAUUAAUAGUUGGGGACCUCACAAAUACGUCAAGGAAACCACAACCCAGCAGAAAAUCCAGGCAGGAGCGAGAAACAACACGUGCUCUGAUUGUGGGAAAAAUUUCAGUAGCCGCUCAGUUCUUCUUAAACAUCAGAGGAUCCACACAGGGGAAAGACCUUAUGAAUGCCGUGAGUGUGGGAAAAACUUCACUCAGAGCUCAUCCCUUAUUAAACAUCGGAGAAUACACACAGGAGAGAGACCCUAUGCGUGCUGUGAGUGUGGGAAAGCCUUCACUCAGAGAUCAUCCCUCAUUACACAUCAGAGGAUCCACACAGGGGCGCAAUCCUAUGCAUGCUCUGAAUGUGGAGAAAGCUUCACUCGGCGCUCAAACCUGAUUGUACAUCAGCGAAUUCACACAGGAGAAAGACCCUACCAAUGCUGUGAGUGUGCGAAAAACUUCACCAACAGCUCCUCGCUUAUGAAACAUCAGAGAAUCCAUACGGGAGCCAGACCUUAUGAAUGCCACGAGUGCGGGAAAACCUUCACCCGCAGCUCACACCUCAUUGCACAUCAGAGAACCCACACGGGAGAGAGACCCUAUGAAUGCUGCGAGUGCGGGAAAACCUUCACGGAUAGCUCAGACCUUAUUAAGCAUCAGAGAAUCCACACGGGAGAGAGACCUUAUGAAUGCAGUGAGUGCGGGAAAAGCUUCAUGGACAGCUCAGACCUAACUAAGCAUCAGAGAAUCCACACGGGAGAGAGACCUUAUGAAUGCAGUGAGUGCGGGAAAAGUUUCACUCACAGCUCAGCCCUUAUGACACAUCAGAGAAUCCAUACGGGAGAAAGACCCCACGAAUGCUGCGAAUGCGGGAAAAGCUUCACUCAGAGCUCGGACCUAAUUAAACAUCAGCGAAUCCACACCGGCGAGCGGCCCUAUAGAUGCGGUGAAUGCGGGAAAAGCUUCACUUGGCGCUCGAGCCUAAUUACGCAUCAGAGAUUCCACACAGAAGAGAGACCCUAUGGGUGCCGUGAGUGCGGGAAAAAAUUCUUUGUCAGCUCAGCGCUUCGGGAACAUCAGAGGAUCCACAUUGGAGCCAGACCUUAUCAGUGCGGUGAGUGCGGGAAAAACUUCACUCGCAGCUCGAACCUUAUUAGACAUCAGAGGCUCCACUUAGCUUAGAGACACUCUAGAUGCUCUGAGUGUGGGAAAAGUUUCUAUCAGAACUCAGCCCUUACUUAUCCCCAGAGAAUUUGCAAGGGAAACAAACACAAUAAAAACCUUAUUUAAGGCUGACCAUUUUUUUUUUCCUAAUUCCCUCUUAAAGACUUUUUGAACUACAUUUGAAACCCAGGUGUAGAGCCAAUACUCAUAACUUCAAAUACAAAAAUGAUACAUGCAGGCCAAGAGCAUAAUCAUAUUCAGCAAAUCAUAACAUUUCCAUAGAACUCUUACAUGCCCCAUUGGACAAGAUUGGUUGCAAAGAUAUAACAGUGGUUGCAACAAUGAUCUAUAUGGUCAUUGUUUAAUCAGAUAACGUCACAGCCACGUGUAAAAGGAUAAUCCGGCAGGCCAAAAAAGAAUUUGAAGAGCAACUAGCCAAAGACUCAAAAAGUAACAACAAUAAAAUGUUUAAGCACACCAGAAGCAGGACGCUUGCUAAACAGACGGGGGGCCACUGGCCAAUCGAGGUGGUAUAGCAGCACUCAAGGAUGAUAAGGCCAUUGUGGAGAAACUAAUUUACCGUAUAUACUCGUUCAUAAGCCGAAUAUUUUUGGUAAAAAAGUGACGCAUCAAAGAGCGGGGGUCGGCUUAUCAAUGGGUCUACACCAAAAUUUGAGGAUU
This is a messenger RNA of Chrysemys picta bellii (western painted turtle), 2962 nucleotides long. Lineage: Eukaryota; Metazoa; Chordata; Testudines; Emydidae. The record is from RefSeq and is a predicted model, not a curated record.